Messenger RNA from Nymphalis io (European peacock), 4545 nucleotides. Its product is annotated as focadhesin. The record is from RefSeq and is a predicted model, not a curated record. Gene Ontology annotation, biological process: regulation of post-transcriptional gene silencing. The transcript is spliced from 19 exons. Lineage: Eukaryota; Metazoa; Arthropoda; Insecta; Lepidoptera; Nymphalidae. The coding region runs from base 77 to 3682 and encodes 1201 amino acids.
ACAGCUGUGAGAGCUGUUAGCCGGCUUUGUAUUAAAUUAAACGAUUUUGUAAUUCAAUUAUUUUAAUAACACGAUAAUGGAUGAAGUAGAAUACAAAUUAAAAACGAACAAUAGCGUUUUAAUUGUCAAUGCGAUAGAUAAAUUAAUAUCCUCAAUAAAAUCAAAAUACAAGCCUGGGGAACGUCAACAGUUUGUGUUAGAGAACGAAGAAUUAAAAUAUUUAAGGGAUAAAUGUUCGUCUCCCGACAAUAUGGUGAGCCUCACGGCGUGUCAGGGGCUGCUGGCUUUGGUUGAACUUGGAGUUCUCGAAAUAGCACAUACUAUGUCAACAGUCGUUACAUUACUUCCAAGUACACAUAACUACUCAGCUAUCAUAUCAACAAUGGCCGGGCUAUUAGUUCUGGAUCUAAAGUCCCGCUUGAUUCCCGGACAACAGUACAAGUGUCAGUUUUCACUAAGAUCACCACAACACCCAUUCAUAACUGUUCUGGAAAAAAAUAAAGAUGUUGAGGAUGACGUGUUGGCUCAGAUGCACGCUCUGUGCACACACCCCGAGUAUACGGUUGCAUCAAACAGCUUAGAACUCUUAAGGCCAGUGUUCCUAUGGUUGACAUGUAGCCCUCAUCGUAGCCACAGCAUCAGGCCAUGGCAGUUGCUGCUGAGCUUACCUCAGUCUGAGGCCCAGUCCAAACUGCUACUUGCCUGCAUCAGUUGUCAACAGGUUUGUAAUCCAAAGCAAGUAGAGCAGGCAUAUGCAGCAUAUUCGGCGGUGACUGAUGCAGCGAUAUAUCAGCAACGACGCGAGCACGUCGUGGCCCUCGUGCCCAUGCUCGCGAGGGUCUGUGGCGAGUUAGUAACACAUGGACGCGACCCGCGCGGCUGCUACAGCCUGAUCGAGAGGUGCUGCGCCCUGGACGCGCCCGAGCUGAAGGCGGUCGCCGGCUUCACCGUCAUGCUGCUCGCGAAGAACUUAGUCAAUACAUCCGCGCUGUAUCUACAUGAAUUGUUUAAUCUGUGUCUAAAUAUAAUUAGCAAAUAUGAAUACUCGUCGAUAUGCCUGAACUCCUUCGUCGGGCUAUCACUGCAGUGGCUCCAUCUACCGUCGUAUUUAACGAACAACGCCUUAAAAGUUGCCUCCAAAAUUGUAGACAUACAUCAAAACUCAACUAAUACAGACACUGGCCUCUUAAUAGCGAACUUAAAGUCGAACGAAACUUUCCAAGCCCUGGCUCACGUCGAUAAAGACUUGUAUAUUUACUAUAGGUUGCUAAACACGUGGGAGAGACUGAGAGAUAAUGAUGACAAAUUGAAGAGUUGGAUCGAAGGUUUGAUGAACGCGAACGAACUGUUGAAAUUGGAGCUACUCACAUUUUUUAUAGGGAUUGUAAUGGAUAAACAUGGGAAUUUGGACAUUGUUCUCAAGUGUAUAAGGCUGUUAAUCGAUCUGGUACGAGUUAAGAAGGAAGUGUCAGUGACGGUGUUGCCAGUACUGUUGUAUAAAAUAGCGAAUGAUAGCCGACCAGCUGUCAAGUUGGAGUGCUUGAACGGUUUGCCGUUAAUGGCUGCAACUAAAGAAAACGUCCCAACGCUGGUAGCAAUAUUGAACAAGCUGAAAGUUGGAAGAGGUGUCCCAAUUUCGUUCUUAAUCAAGCUCUACACGACUCUAGCUGAAACUCAGGCCCGGUGCUUCCCCUACCUACAAGAGGCGUUGUCGGAGAAUUCCCCGACGGAGCCGAAGUGGGAGCUCGACGCGGCGCGCGCGCAGGCCGUGUUGAAGAUUUGCGAGUUGCGGCCGGCCGGCAACGGGCUGGAGCUGGUGUCGGUGAUAUCGGCGGUGCUGACGCGCAGCUCGGAGCGCGCGGGCGCGGCGGCGGGCGCGCUGGCGCUGGCGGCGCUCGGCCGCCUGUGGCGCGCGCGGGCCGUGGCGCCCGCCGGCGCGUGGCGCGCGCUCGAGCCGCGCCUGGCGCGCGACCCGCGCCGCGCCGUGCAGCGCAGCCUGUGCCGGCUGCUGGCGGAGGUGCCGGCGCUGCGCGUGGCGGGGGGCGAGGGCCUGGCGGGGGGCGAGGGCCUGGCGCGCGAGGCGGCGCGACGCCUGUGGCAGUUCGUGGCGGAGGCCGACGACUGCGCCGUGCUGGACGCCGCCUGCGACGCGCUGGCGCUCUACCGCAUCGACGACUACAAGCUCAUAGAUAUACCGGAGAUCUACAGACGUACCGUCAAGCUGCCGCCGUCGUACUGUAAGACGCCCGCGGACGCGGCGCGGAAACCGGAGGACGUACUUGACUACGUGCCUUGCGAAGUGUGGCCGGAAGUGUUCAAGAAUACGAACCAAAUGGCACUGGCGAGCGUGGAGCGGCUGGUGGCGAAGCUGAUGGAGCGCGAGAUCAAGAGCUACCGCAGCGGCGUGUACGGCCCGCAGGCGCGCGAGCCGCCCACGCUGGCGCACCUGCCGCCGCACAGCGUCGUGCGCGGCCUCGCCGACUGCUUCCGGAGACAGGCGACGUCUCCAUCAUACGACUACCCAGAAGCGGUCCUUUUGGCCAUACUCAACACUCUCACAACGGACUUCCCGAAGCCCCUCCCGCCUCUCGACUUCUGCUUCCUCCACGAAGUCUUCCACCGAGGUCGGCACUGGAAAGCGGGCUGCGUGAAACUAGCAGCCAGGCAAGCCAGUACCUCGAUAUCUGCGAAACGACUGAUCGAGAACUUCUUGCAAAGCAUCGUACCCGGCCAUAGCGAGGAAUCCGACAUAAUGCUGUUCUUCGAAAACCUCCCGAUUUUCUGCCGCACCAUACCCCCGAACAACAUCCGGAAACCUCUCGAGAGCUGUCUCAUUGAAUCCUUCCAUCAACUACCAAAGACGAGUCAGGAUCCCGAGGAGCUGCUCUUUGUCAAGCAGAUGAGGAUAAUCAAGGAAUGCUUGGAGUCGGAUAGGAUACAUGACGCCAAUAGGACCCUCCUGUCGCAAAUCGUCGAAAGCUAUUUUCCUGCGCUUGACGAUGAAAAUGUGGCGUGGGCGGCGUUCGCGCAGACGUGCGGCGCGCUGCCGGCGGCGGGCGCCGAGCGCGUGUCGUCGCCGGCGGGCUGGUGGGACGCGUCGGCCGCGCGCCUGCGGGCCGCGGCGCGCGUGCGGGCGGCGCUGGCGGCGCGCUCGCUCGUGUGGCUCAACGAGCUCGUCGACGCGCACGCCGCCUACCCCGCCGAGCAGGAGAACUUCCUUCGCUGCAUAUCGCCGGUGCUGCAGGCCGCCGACGCCGACGAGCAGACGACCAUGGACUGGUUCCUGCAGCUGAUGGCGCGAACGCAAGUCGCCUUUAACGAGGCGGACGACGAGGCCUCGAAGCUGUUCCUGUGCGACGUGGUGUUCCUGAGCGUGGUGGCGUUCAGCGGGCUGUGGGCGCUGGAGGGGGCGGAGUCCCGCGGCGCGCUGCGGGCCGCGCUGGCGGGCGCCGCCGCCGCGCUCGUGGCGCGCCCGCGCUGGCGGGGCGCCGCGCUGCCGUUAUUGGAAUGGCUGUGCCACACCCGCGACACGAUCCGCGAGCCGAGCACGGCGCACUGCUGCCAGCGCGCGCUGCUCGCCCUGCGGCACACCGAGCAGUUCACCACGCAGAAGAUCUGGAAGAGGAUGGAAAUGAAUUAUGGAAGUUCUGCUAUCGGAUUAGAGGAUUCAGAAGCUUGUUAGUGUGAUAAUAAAAUAAGUGUUGUCAUUUAUUAAUAUUAAAUUACUAUAUUUAAAAAAAAUGGCAUUGUAAAUGUUAAUCUGUACUAGACAAAGACGGUGUAAUUGCACGCACAAGGGACAUAACAGCUAUUUAAUGGCGCAUUGGCUUAUAUUAUUAUACCCUAAUACAGUAACAGUCUGUUAAUGUCCCACUGCUGGGCUAAGGCCUCCUCUCCCUUUUGAGGAGAAGGUUUGGAGCUUAUUCCACCACGCUGCUCCAAUGCGGGUUGGUAGAAUACACAUGUGGCAUAAUUUCAAUGAAAUUAGACACAUGCAGGUUUCCUCACAAUGUUUUCCUUCGCCGUCAAGCAGGAGAUGAAUUAUAUACACAAAUUAAGAACAUGAAAAUUCAGUGGUUCUUGCCCGGGAUUGAACCACGAUCAUCGGUUAAGAUUCACGCGUUCUAACCACUAGGCCAUCUCGGGUAAUAAUUGUGUAAAUAUUUGACCGUCUGCUUUACUGUUUAACCAGUUUAUGGUAAGCUGAUCAAAGUCCGAUUCAUGAACUCUGAAAGCUGAUUGGUCGACAAUUGCGUCAUCAACUGCUACUGACCAAUCACCAUUCAGAUUGAGAUAAAUGAAACCUAAUCUGCUACACUCAGAGACAUAAGCUCCUUAGUACAGAAUUUUGAUCCUUAGUAAAUGGUUCCUUUACUUGCGUGAAAGACUGAAUAUAACCUUAUUAGUGCUUGUGAUUUGAGACAAAUCGUUAAAACUUUAAUUGUUCCAUAUGUAUGCCAUCAAUUAAAUAUUACAUAGAAUAGAUGUUAUUUAGCGUAAUAAACAUUAUAGUUACUGGAUUACCAAUUAUUUUUUACAAUAAGU